This is a messenger RNA of Sander lucioperca (pikeperch), 1862 nucleotides long. Its product is annotated as immunoglobulin superfamily member 8-like. The record is from RefSeq and is a predicted model, not a curated record. The transcript has 9 exons. Lineage: Eukaryota; Metazoa; Chordata; Actinopteri; Perciformes; Percidae. Bases 113 to 1426 code for a protein of 437 amino acids.
UAGGAUUGACCGACAGCGGCGGGAGAGGACUACUGUUACCCCACACACAGGACAAAGAAGACGGGGGGGAAUUAAGGGAAAAAGAUAAGAGUGGAAGAAGAGAGGAAUAGAAAUGGAUAGCUGUCUCUUCACACUCGUCUUUGGUCUUUCAAUGCUCGGUGGGUGCUUGGCCCGGGUGGUGACGGUGUCUCCUGGUCCAUUAAUCCGGGUGGAGGGUCAAACGGUGUCCAUCAGAUGUGAUGUUAAUGACUAUAGCGGACCUAGUGAGCAGGAUUUCGACUGGAUGAUGUCCAAGGAGGCGAACGGGAAGAAGAUGAAUAUCAUUUCCACCAUUGAUGCCGGCUACUCCGACCCGUCGAUCAGCAAGCGCGUUGCGUCUGGCGACAUCUCCGUGGCGCGUCUCAAGGACAACGAGGUGGAGCUGAAGAUAGCGGAGGUGAAGUCAACAGACGCCGGCUUCUACUGGUGUCAAACCCCGAGCACCGACUCCGUCGCCAGUGGCAACUACGAUGCUAAGGUCCAACUCACUGUCAUCCUCAACACCCUCAAGGUCUCCCCCCUGACCCCGCCCCCAGUCGUCCCAGAAGGAAGUGACCUCACGCUCUCCUGCAACGUCACCCGGGAGCUCACCCUCCCCACCUACCUGUCCGUCACCUGGUCGCUGAAGAGGGGAGCGACAUCGGAGGAAAUUUUGACCUUUGGCCCUCAGGGAAUCUGUGUUCUUUUAUUGACUUGUGUUCUUGUUUCAUUCUUCCAGGUACAACUAGCAAGAACGUUCUCCCCAAGAACACAAGUCUGUUCUUUGCAUUCUUGGUAUUGGGAAACGGCCGUGGUCACAGGGGCCAAGUACACCCGGCGCUACGCUGACGGAGGCAUCCGAUUGGUUCCCGGGAAGAACGGAUUUUUUGAACUGGUGAUUUCCAAAGUGACGACGUCUGAUGAAGGGAUUUAUGAAUGCAACGGAACUGAAUGGACGUAUGAAAAUGGUGGGAAAUGGAUCAAAAUCGUGGAGAGCACAAAAGAGAUGGGAACUGUGGCUGUAAUUCCUACAGAAAACCUAUUAGGAAUUAAUACCUGGAUUUGCAUGGGCGCCAAAGGAGGUCUUGUUGUGGUGCUGAUAAUCGUCGUUAUUGUUUGCUGCGUCCACACAAAACGGAAAAAACGCAUGCAACUGAAGGACGAGGGGGAGCUUCGUUUGGCAUGGACCAAUGACCAACAGCAUCAACAUCAUCAACAUCAUCAACAUCAACAUAAUCAUCCUCCCGAUCCACAUCAUCACCGUUGCCAGCAGCAGCCAGCCGGCCACACCGGUCCUCGCCAACAUCGCUCCAAACAGCACCGCGAGCAGCAGCAUCUCCGACCUCUGGACCCGCCCAGCGCUCACCCUCAGCCCCCGACGACCUGCACAGGCCCCGAGACCAGUUGAUAAAACUGAUGACGAGCAGCCUCCUCCUCUUCCUCAGCCCAGGAAGAAAGCUGCCAAAAUACCAAGAGUGUGACACCAUGUGAGUGUUGGAGUUCAGGAAACCUAAUCACUCCCUUUUCAUUUCUGGGUUCACCUUCUCUUCUUAUUCUCUUUUCAGUUUUGUUCCCGGUUAGCUUACCCUCCCCCAGACUUCUCUAUUGAUGUUUUCGUUCAAACUCAGCCAGAAAAAAAAGCAGAUUAAAGACCCUUUACUCCUCCAUAGCUCGGCGUUAAACAUUAUGAUUUCAUCAGGAUGUGGUGAAAAUCAAUUUGAUCAAAUUUACAGUUUUUGUGAAGUGGUUUAUUAGUACUAAAGCAAAAUUAAAUUACUUUAUUAUAUGUGAUAACAAAUGGUAACUGUAACCUUGUGUAAUCUUGUUAGAGAGACUAUUAGGUA